Molecule: messenger RNA, 2120 nt
Organism: Coffea eugenioides
Lineage: Eukaryota; Viridiplantae; Streptophyta; Magnoliopsida; Gentianales; Rubiaceae
Biological process (GO): starch metabolic process; regulation of starch metabolic process
Cellular component (GO): starch grain; chloroplast stroma
Molecular function (GO): starch binding
Source: RefSeq, a predicted model, not a curated record
CAUAAAUGAAUAAACUACUCCAAUAAGCACACCCUUCGCGUAAUCAAAUCCACCGAAAUCCUCUCUCCCCUGUUUUCUCUCCCAGAACACUCCCAGAACACUAACUAAAAUAUGGCUAGCCAAUUUAGCUAUAACUGCCUACGCGCAAGCACACGCGCCGCCCUCUCAGAACCCCGCAUCCCCAAACUCCAAAACCCACAUUUUAUUCUCAUCAAAGAACCUCCAGACCUCAUCAAACUGACUAAAAAAAACAAGCCCAGAAUUCUAAGAAGUACAAGAAUCCAUGUCUCAAGUGGCGGAGACUCGUACUUGGACAUGUGGAAGAAGGCUGUGGAUCGUGACAGGAAGUCCAAAGAAUUUGAGAGGAUUGCGGAAAACAUGGCUAGAGACAGUGAUGAUGAUGUUGGAGAGGCAGAGGAAGAAGAAAAAGUUAGUCAAGAACAGUUGGAGAGAAAAAGCAGCGAGUUUCAGAAGAUUCUUGAUGUUUCUACUGAAGAAAGAGACAGAAUCCAGAGAAUGCAGGUUGUUGAUCGGGCUGCGGCCGCAAUCGCUGCAGCAAGAGCACUUCUUAAGGAGAAUAAGCCGCCAAAGAUGCAGGAAUCCAGUGAAGUGAAGGUUGAGGCUGGUGAAGAUGUGGAGGAUGAUCACAGAGGAGAACAAAAUGGCAACUCUUUGCUGUCUCUAACUGGAGGCACUAGCACUGGAACACCAGGUCCAAAUUUUUGGUCAUGGACGCCUCCCUCAGAAACUGAUGACGCUAUAGAUGGGAUAAAAGCAAAGUUGGACAUGAAGGCUUUUUUAGAUCCUACCAAUAUCAGCCCUGUGAUGGAGAAAGAACAAUCUGCAGACUUUCUCUUACUUCCAUUUGAGAGUAAAAGUUUCCCAAGUAAAGCUCCACUUCCUCCUUUGCAAUCACUUGUGGAAGUUGAGGAACUGGGAGUUUCAAGCUCUGCUGAAGAAACACCUCACCUGGAGGAGGAACAUGAACUUGGUAUUGCCUUUUCAGCUAAUGCAGCUGAAGCUGUGCAGGCUCUUUAUGAGGCAAAAGAAGUAUCAUCCCAGGGCUUUUAUCCAGAUGGAUCUAGAUGGUGGAAGGAUACAGGACUGGAAAGACGGCCUGAUGGAGUGGUUUGCAAGUGGACUCUAACCAGGGGUGUGAGUUCUGACAAAGUUGUAGAGUGGGAAGAGAAAUAUUGGGAGGCGGCUGAUGAGUUUGGCUACAAGGAACUUGGUUCAGAGAAAUCAGGACGUGAUGCUACAGGAAAUGUUUGGCAUGAAUAUUGGAGAGAAUCCAUGAGUCAGGUCAGAAUUGGGCUUGUCCAACUAGAAAAAACUGCAGAUAAAUGGGGAAAGAAUGGGAGCGAUGAGUGGCAGGAACAAUGGUGGGAACAUUAUGGAGCCUCUGGCAAAGCAGAAAAGUGGGCUCAUAAGUGGUGCAGCAUUGAUCCCAACACACCUCUAGAAGCUGGUCAUGCUCAUGUUUGGCAUGAAAGGUAUGGUGAGACGUAUGAUGGGCAAGGCAGUGCAAAGUACAAGUGUGCUGAGUGUUUCGGCUGGGUAUAAAUGGGCGAAAAUGGAGAGAUUUAUUAAUGGAAUGGUGUAAAAAAAGGGACAUGGUGGCAAGGCAAACAUGGAGACCGUUGGAAUCGCACUUGGGGUGAGCAUCAUAACAAUUCUGGCUGGGUGCACAAGUAUGGCAAAAGCAGCAGCGGGGAGCAUUGGGACACUCAUGUACAGCAAGACACUUGGUACGAGAGAUUCCCACAUUAUGGUUUCUACCAUUGUUUUGAGAACUCAGUCCAGCUCCGUGAGGUUAAGAAACCAUCUGAAUGGUUGUGAAAGAAAAGGAUUUGGGUCAACAUUCGCUGCUGAACUCAGAAACACAUCUUCUGGUACUACCUGCAUCCGCAGUUUCUGUUAAAGAACUGUUUGAUCUAGUUAGCUAUGCAGGCCACUACACGUAUUCAACAAUUUUUAGCUGUCAAAUAUGAGGAUUUUCCAAGCACAUAUACCUUUGUUAAUAGAUUGAACUUGUAUGGAUUUUCACAACAUUUUACGUAACCCUUAUAAACCUCUGAUACAGCAACAGAAAUAAAAGAAACUGAGUGCAUUCCUUUAUA